Molecule: messenger RNA, 3827 nt
Organism: Cavia porcellus (domestic guinea pig)
Lineage: Eukaryota; Metazoa; Chordata; Mammalia; Rodentia; Caviidae
Gene: Ccr9
Product: C-C motif chemokine receptor 9
Exons: 3
Coding region: 1916-3022 (368 amino acids)
Biological process (GO): immune response; G protein-coupled receptor signaling pathway; cell chemotaxis
Cellular component (GO): membrane; external side of plasma membrane
Molecular function (GO): C-C chemokine receptor activity; C-C chemokine binding
Source: RefSeq, a predicted model, not a curated record
GCCUGACACAGUUUGCAAACUGUACCUCAAAGGCGGGAGAAGCAGAUUCUGGGGACAGAUGACAGGAGGGAACCCCGGGCUGGGAAGAUGACAGCCUGUGAGGGCCUGAGAUCUGCAGCGCAGCCCUGGGAAAGGAGGCUUUGUGGCAAUAAGGACUAUAAACAGGCCACCCUGGCUCUGAGGGGUGGCAGUUCAUUUUCCUGUCCAGCUUGCUGUGGCCGCUGGUCAGUCACAGUUCUGUGGCCUGUGAGCGAUGGACUGCAAAGCAAGAGAAAACGGUAUGCGUAGCCUGGGCUCCUUUGACAAAGUAUGUGUGCGUGUGUGUGCGCGUGUGUGUGGACGCGUGUGCGCGUGUGUACAGAGAAGCCCCCAGAGGCAGUGUAUCGCAGAACGUUCACGGUGGCUAAACUGGGAGAGGUUCUUAGCUUCUGGGUGUGGAUGUUUAAAUGUUUGGGUUUUUUAAAAUAUAUUUUGAAAAUACUCCUUGUGGAUCAGGAAAGAGCAAAGCUAUUUUCAGUGACUCGUGGGUGGCUGCUGUUUGUCUUUUCAAAUUUACCCGCCCUCUUGGGUUCUGAAUUCGCCUGCUGGGCCUGGAGUCGGGGCGGGACCUUGGAGGCCAGGGAGCCGGCCCUGGCUAGGCCCCAGGAACCCUUCCUUCCCCUUUUCUCCGGUGUCUGUCCACCUCCCCUGAAGCUUGCACUGGAGCCCAGGGCAGACGGUGGGCGCCUAAGCCCACUCCGUGAGGGGCAAGCAGACUGCUGGCAGCAGGCCUCAGGCAGAGAGAGUGGGGAGUUACAGAAAAUGCUAGAGACAUUCUGUUUGCACAUGGCAAGCUGGACACAGAGCAAAGCAUGGACCACAUGCCUGCCUCGCCUUAGCCUGGGGCCUGGGGUUGGGGCCAGUGAGGGCUGAGGCUGUGGCCCUGACAGGGCCCGGGAUGGGCUUCAUGUUGGCAGCUGAGGACCUGAGAACAGUGGCGGGGCUUAUUCCAGGCUUAUUUCCCAGCUGCCUCUUGCCUUGGGGAUCAGUAGCUCCCUGCAUACCCGGCUUUCCAGCUUCUGGGACCCAGGUGGCUCUUGCUGCCUUGGGACCCUGUUCCCUCUACUCUUUGCCUGUCCCUUUGCUCUUCAGCCUUCAGGCUCAGCCACAGUGUCACCUCCUGACGCUGUGCCUGCUUGUUCUCCAGUGCCUGAGCUGUGCCUGCCCCUCCCAGCUGCAGCCCCUCCUGGUACUGACUCUCCUUGGGGUUUGCAGUGUGACCCACCAGGCUGCCCGGGUACUCCUGGCACAGGGAAUAAAGGAGGCCAUGGGCUGCAGCUGGCUCUUGAGUCCCAUGGCCCUUUGUGCUCUGCUCUGUUCUUGCCUCGGAGUAGCCCGGGCCUCCCCGUCCCAUGUGCAGAUGAAGAAGCCAGCGCUCGGGGACUCUGUCCCUCUGCCUGGGUCCCACUGGCAGCAGGAUGGACCAGCCAGUAGGCUCAUUCACUGUGCCACAAGGGCCCAGCCCAGGCCACACUCAGAGCCAGGGGAGCUUUUGGGUAGCGCCGGGCCAGAGCUGUUCACUCCUGGCAAACCCGCGAGAGGUUCCUUUUUCUCAGUGGGUUUCGUUGUGUGAGGGAUUUUCCUCCUCCCCAGUGACUAGAAGAAAAUGAAAGCAAAGCUUGGAGAUGGGCACAUGUGGGAUAAAAUAUUAGGAAAGUAUUCUGACAAAAUUUUAUUCUUUGGCUUUCCAAGUUUUCUGAGCCAAAGCACAUUCACCUUGCAAAGAAAAUAAACCUGCAUGCAAAGCUAGUCCAGGAUGACGAAGGUGCAGAGCGACUUCCUGGAGUUGGACUACUAGCUUUGCUCUUUCGGUGCUGGCUGCUUCCCACGGCCCGCAGGCCCAGGGACCGCUAAGCGGGACUGCAUCCGACUGGCCAUGACACCCACAGAGUUCACAGACCUUAUUCCCAACAUGUCUGGUGACUACGGCUAUGACGCCACAAUGUCCAUGGACGACUACGUGAACUUGGACUUCCCGGACGUCUUCUGCAACAAGUCCAACGUCAGGCAGUUUGCCAGCCACUUCCUGCCACCCCUGUACUGGCUCGCGUUCGUUGUGGGCAUGGUGGGCAACAGCCUGGUGGUUCUCGUCUACUGGUACUGCACGCGGGUGAAGACCAUGACCGACACCUUCCUCCUGAACCUGGCGGUUGCUGACCUCCUCUUCCUUGCCACGCUCCCCUUCUGGGCCGUGGCGGCUGCGGACCAGUGGAAGUUCCAGACCUUGGCGUGCAAGGUAGUCACCGGGCUGUUCUGGACGAACUUCUAUAGCUGUGUGCUGCUGCUCAUGUGCAUCAGUGUGGACCGCUACAUCGCCAUUGCGCGAGCCAUGAAGGCGCAGGGCUGGAGGCGGAAACGCCUGGCCUACAGCAAGCUGGUGUGCUGCGCCAUCUGGGUACUGGCUGUGGGGCUCUGCACCCCGGAAAUGCUGUACAGCCAGGUCAAGAGGGAGUCCGGCGUCUCGUCCUGCACCAUGGUGUACUCCAGGGACCAGAGCACCAAAGCCAAGUCGGCCGUCCUGACCCUGAAGGUCACCCUGGGGUUCUUCCUGCCUUUCUUGGUCAUGGCUUUCUGCUACGCCAUCAUUAUCCACACCCUGAAGCAGACCAAGAAGUCCAAACACAAGGCCCUCAGGGUGACCACCGCCGUCCUCAGCGUCUUUGUCCUGUCUCAGUUCCCCUACAGCUGCGUACUGCUGGUGCGCGCCGUGGAUGCCUACGCCAUGCUCAUCUCCAGCUGUGCCACCUCCAUCAGCGUGGACAUCGCUCUCCAAGUCACUCAGACCCUCGCCUUCCUCCACAGCUGCCUCAACCCUGUUCUCUACGUUUUUGUGGGCGAGCGCUUCCGCCGGGAUCUCAUGAAAACCCUGAAGAACUUGGGGUGCAUCAGCCGGGCCCAGUGGGUUUCCUACAUGAGGCGCCAGGGAAGCCUGAAGCUGUCGUCCGAGCUGCUGGAGACCACGUCGGGUGCACUGUCCCUGUGACGUCUUCUCUUAGGACACAUAGUCCGUCCUUCUGGAAGUAGCGGGACAGGUGGCCCUGUCUCCCCACAGAAGAGACCAGGGGAAAGCGAGGGAUGGAAAGGCAAUGUGAGGAGAAAUGCGGAAAGGGGUGAUCAGAUGAGUAUUAGCACAUUCAGUCUUAAUUUGCCAAACCAGAGUUUUCAACAUCAGCUGCUGCCACAGCCACCAAGGGCCCAGUGCCGCAUUUUUGAGGGGCGCAAGGAGUGGCGGUGAGGCUGUCCUAGGUUUGCACUGCCCAGCACUGAGGCUGCCGGUUUGCAGCAGCCUGUGGGUUGUCUCAGUGCCCCGUGGAUCAUGCUGGCUUCAGAGCCGCGGGCUGACCUGGGCGAGGGCUCAGCUUGUCCACCGUGGCCACACAGUGGUCCUUGCAGCCCAUGUGUCACCGGGUGGCCCUGGCUGGGGUGGCCCAAUGGCUGACCUCCGUCUGCGCCCUUGCACGGGGGCUGGCUCGGUUGUUCUCUUCCAUGGCUGAGUGAGUCUUCUCUGUUUCUUCCGCUCUGCUGCCUGCAUUGUUAGCUUUUCACCCUAGAAAUUAGCUCGGAAAAGUAUGUAAGAUAACUCAUUUCUGCUUUGCGUCUUUGUUUUUACUAUUUGGCAAAUUUACCACACCAUCAUCACAUUGGAGAAGUGCUUUUUAACAUACAUGUGAAGUGUGGAUUGCUCGCUCCUGUCUAUCUUGUUUGAAUAUUUUAAGUGGUGUAAUGAAGAGAUCAUAAAUAGACAACGAAUGGGAAGAGGAAGAGAAAUAAAAUCUCCAGUAAAACUA